Molecule: messenger RNA, 2147 nt
Organism: Vespa crabro (European hornet)
Lineage: Eukaryota; Metazoa; Arthropoda; Insecta; Hymenoptera; Vespidae
Gene: muc
Product: dihydrolipoyllysine-residue acetyltransferase component of pyruvate dehydrogenase complex, mitochondrial
Exons: 8
Coding region: 280-1668 (462 amino acids)
Biological process (GO): pyruvate decarboxylation to acetyl-CoA
Cellular component (GO): pyruvate dehydrogenase complex
Molecular function (GO): dihydrolipoyllysine-residue acetyltransferase activity
Source: RefSeq, a predicted model, not a curated record
UCGACACUACCCGUAUUGAAUGAGAAUAAAUUUCAUGGUUGAAAUCACGUGACCUUGCGAACGACCUCUAAUUUGGCACAAACGUAUCCGUCAUUUGGUCCUCCUUUAUUAUAUUCUGAAAUAUAUUUCGAAGUGCUCGUGGACAAUUUUUGGUGCGAAUAGAUAUUGUUAAAGCGAUCAAGAUAUGAUACGUACCACGGCGAGGCUACGUAAUGAUUUGGCACGCACGAUACUUCGAAGUGGUGUGGGCACUAACAUCGUUAGAACCGUGAUCAUUAGAUGUCUUCACAGAAAAUAUUUACAAAGAGUAUAUCACUGCUUUCUUGCUUGGUAUUCAGGAUUCAGGUCCACGAUAGUUUACGUUUUACGGUGAUACCAUGGCAGCAGCAAUUACGGUUUUAUGCAGACUUUCCUGACCAUGUUAAAGUACAAUUACCUGCACUUUCUCCUACUAUGGAAACGGGCACUAUUGUAAGUUGGCAAAAAAAAGAAGGAGAUAAAUUAAAUGAAGGUGAUUUAUUAGCAGAAAUUGAAACAGAUAAAGCAACAAUGGGAUUUGAAACACCAGAAGAAGGUUAUUUAGCUAAAAUACUUGUACCUGCUGGAUCAAAAAAUGUUCCGAUAGGCAAACUUGUUUGCAUCAUUGUUCCAAAUGAAGAAUCAGUUGCUGCUUUUAAAGACUUUAAAGAUGAUACAGUAGCACCACCUAUUGCACCAUCAGCACCUGCUGCACCAACACCUGCUGCACCAACGCCUGCUGCACCAACACCUGCAGUUGCACUUCCACCUACGAAAAUCACACCAGGAGAAAGGGUAUAUGCCAGUCCAUUAGCUAAAAGAAUUGCUGCAGAAAAAGGGCUUAGUUUAGAGGGCCUAAAAGGAACAGGUUUAUACAGUUCCAUAACAUCUAAAGAUCUCGAAGGUGCUCCAGUUGCUGCAAAACCAACUGUACCAGCGAAAGGAGUUGAUGUCGCAGAUGGCAUCGAUGUCCCUGUUUCAAAUAUACGGGCAGUUAUAGCAAAACGUCUACUUGAAAGCAAAAGAAGUAUUCCUCAUUAUUACCUAUCAAUAGAUAUAAAAAUGGAUGCAGCAUUAGCAAUGCGAGAGCAAUUUAAUAAGAUGUUAGAAAAAGAGAAAAUAAAAGUAAGCGUAAAUGAUAUUAUUAUAAAAGGGAUGGCAAUGGCUUGUAAAAAAGUACCCGAAGGUAAUAGUGCUUGGAUGGGAGAUGUUAUAAGACAGUAUAAUAAUGUAGAUGUAAGUGUAGCAGUAAGCACAGAAUCUGGUUUAAUUACACCUAUAGUAUUUAGUGCCGAUACAAAAGGUAUUGUCGAAAUUAGCAAAGAUGUGAAGGCAUUAGCAGCCAAAGCAAGGGAGGGAAAGCUGCAGCCACAAGAAUUUCAAGGAGGCACAAUAACUGUUUCGAAUUUGGGAAUGUUUGGCAUUAAAAACUUUUCUGCUAUUAUAAACCCACCUCAAUCUAUUAUUCUUGCAGUAGGUUCAACGGAAGUAAGAUUAAUACCUGCAAAGAAUGAAAAAGGAUUCAUAACUGCCCAAUAUAUAUCUGUAACAGCUAGUUGUGACCAUCGCACAGUAGAUGGUGCGGUAGGUGCACAGUGGCUUUCAGCCUUUAAAAACUUCAUGGAAAAUCCAACAUCCAUGCUUUUGUAGUAAGUCUCAACAAGCGUCUUCAUUCAGAAGUGAAAGAAAUACAUUAUUACGUGAAGCAACAUUAUAUCGUGAAAAGCUAAUCACUAAUUUAGUGAUACAUGAUUUUUUUGAUUAAUGUCAUCAAUGUUGCUAUGAUAAAUGCACGUAAAAGAUUAAGGACUAUCAUCUGAAAGUGUCUUUAAAAAGAAAAAAUCAAUCUGAAAUAUUUUAUGUUCAAUGUAGAAGACAUACUGCCAAUUUAGUUCUAACAAUUGAUUGAAUGAUCUAAAAAUGAAUGAAAUGAAUUCUUGGUAAAUACCUAUUAAACAUCUGAAUUAGUGUGCCAAUAAUAUCUUGGUAUCGAUCUUCGGUGGCCACUUGUACAUAUAUGUAUUUAUGUAAAUUGCUUUGUUUAUAUAGCUCGAAAAAUGACCAUCAAAUUAAUUACCAAGAAAUUGAUGAAAUACAAAUUAAAAAAUAAACUUUAUUUAAUAUAUGUA